Guillardia theta CCMP2712 is the source of this 648-nucleotide messenger RNA. RefSeq lists its product as hypothetical. The annotation marks the transcript as partial. The transcript has 6 exons. The record is from RefSeq and is a predicted model, not a curated record. Lineage: Eukaryota; Cryptophyceae; Pyrenomonadales; Geminigeraceae.
CCCAGAUGUUGUCCCAGCAGCAGCAGCUCCAACGACUGAUAGCCCUGUCGAGGCAGAGAAACAGAGAGGAGGGAGAUGCGAAGGAAGGAUGAACGUGACGGGGGUGAACGGGACCAUAGUCUAUCAAGAAGGAGGCUCGACGUGCCGUUGGCUCGUAGAAGUCGGAAGAGGUUACCUUGUGGUCCUCAACCUCUCCCAGUUGCAGCUGCAGAGCGAGCGCUCCUCCCUCGCCGUCUUCACUGCAAAUGCCUCGGACGGGGAAGAGACGAAUCGACUUCUGGACCCUUCUCACCUGCUCCUCAACAUUACCGGAGGUUCCGACGCCGCCGCUCCAGCUGCCCUCAACUGCGACUCGGAUAGAGUCCUAGUCGUGUUCCAACCGGCGGACGAAGUCGAGGACAAGGCUGAGAGUCUCUCGGUGACGUGGCAUCGUGUCCCACGUCCAGUGGUUGCCAAGGGCCCAGCGAUGAGGAGAGAGAAGAGAUACGUCACCUUGUGCCAGAAGGAGCUUUACAGCUCCAGCACCUGCAUCCGAAUAGACGUGUGCAACUCGACAUGUGGCAAUGGAAGGUGCAGCAACCUGGACGGAGUCUGCAUGAAGAAAGGAGAUCAGUGCACUCUCAAGGGAGAUUCCUUCUACAUCCCUUG